AGUUACGAUGCGUGAACAGUUACACCAUAGACGAUCUGAAGAGAUCUUGAUCUUUCUUUCAUUCUUCCGUGUCACGUGUCCCGCCGUGACCUCCUGUGUCCAUUCUCCAUUCUGGCUUCCUGCGUGUGGGGACUGCGGCGGAUUAGUGGUCGGAGUGAAACUGGACCUUGAGGCCUGGGUGGACAAAUUCAAGAUCCUGGCCAGCAACCAGUCUGACGCUCGGCAGGGUUCCCACAAGUGUGGGCCAUCCAGCAGCUGCGAGAUGGACUGCGAAGUCAACAGUGACGACCUCAUGUGUUACCUGUUGGAUGAUGGAGGCUUCCUCGUUAUGUCCAACCAGAAGGAGCACUGGAAAAAGGUGGGUCAGUUCUUCGGUGACGUGGACCCGUCCUUGAUGCACGCCUCUUCAACAACUCUAUCUACGCCCGCAAGCAAUCCUUCGACUACCAUGCGGUCUGCGAGGCCACGGCCAGCAGCCGCACGGGAGCCGCUCGCCGGGGGGUCUUUGUGCCAACCAUCGCAGACCUGCUGAACGUCGCCUGGUGGACAUCGGCAGCAACCUGGUCCCUGAUUCAGCAUGUGCUCUAUGGGCUGACGUACCACAGCUGGUUCGCUGCAGACCCAGGUGCGGUGGAGGCCGAAGCUGCGGAUGCCCGAGAGAGCAGCUGCGUGACGGUGUACAGCCAGUUCUACUUUACCAACACAAGCAACUCGUACAACACCCUCCAGGACUGUGGGAACUGCUCCAGGUGAGUGUGGGCCU
Messenger RNA from Scleropages formosus (Asian bonytongue), 763 nucleotides. Its product is annotated as voltage-dependent calcium channel subunit alpha-2/delta-1-like. The record is from RefSeq and is a predicted model, not a curated record. The transcript is spliced from 7 exons. NCBI's taxonomy places the organism in Eukaryota, Metazoa, Chordata, Actinopteri, Osteoglossiformes, Osteoglossidae. The coding region runs from base 8 to 532 and encodes 174 amino acids.